This is a messenger RNA of Brassica rapa (field mustard), 1621 nucleotides long. Its product is annotated as endochitinase At2g43610. Gene Ontology annotation, molecular function: chitin binding; chitinase activity. Lineage: Eukaryota; Viridiplantae; Streptophyta; Magnoliopsida; Brassicales; Brassicaceae. Gene Ontology annotation, biological process: carbohydrate metabolic process; cell wall macromolecule catabolic process; chitin catabolic process. The record is from RefSeq and is a predicted model, not a curated record.
CUGCAGGAACAUAUUACAAACACAUGCAUACAUUAUGUAAUAAUAACAUCUUGAAGCAACCUUUUAUAUAUAAAUUUUGUUUUUAUGUUAAUCAUGUAUGAUGUAAAAUUUAUAGUACUUUUCAUCUGAAUUAUUUGACAAAAGAAACUUAGACUUCAGUUUUAGUCAAAUUGGAUCGAGGCUUUUGAACUAAUCAGUUUAACUGUAUAUACGAAUGCACACAUUUACAACUUUCUUUGUUCCUGGUUAGACAUAUCAAGAUAUAAAAUUAUUUUUCAAUAGUAUAGGAUGUCAGUUUAUUUAAACCGACCCAAUCCCAUACUUAUUUAUUUAUUUAUUUAUUUUAAAAAGAUUAUCCUCAGUUUCGUCUCCUAGUCUAAUUCAGCUAAACGUUAUUACCAAGUCCAUAUUCAAAUGAUCAUAGUAUUUGAAUCACAACUACAAGAAAAAGGAAUGGGUCAUGACUUAUUUAUAAAACAUAUUAUACUUGACCAAACAUAAUUCGAUAUCACCAAAUUUACACUAUAAAUACAUCCCAAACCCUCCUCAUUUCUCUACACAACUCACCCUUCAAAACACUCCAUCAAAAAAUAUAAAAAAAUGGCGUCCCAAAAAAUGCUCCUGAAAAACGCUCUCAUCGUUCUCCUCUUCACCUUGACCAUCUUAGCAGAAACCGCGUUUUCGCAAAACUGCGGUAAAACUGGAUGUAAAGGCAACAUGUGCUGCAGCAGGUGGGGAUAUUGUGGCACUACAAACGCCUACUGCGGCACGGGAUGCCAGAAUGGACCUUGCAAAUCAAAACCUAAACCUACUCCUACUCCCAGCGGUAGCGGCGGUCUAAACGCUGGUCCACGUGGUACCAUAGCAAGCGUUGUCACACCAGCGUUCUUUAACAGCAUCAUGAGCAAAGUUGGAAAUGGUUGCCCAGCCAAAGGCUUCUACACUCGCCAGGCGUUCAUUGCGGCCGCUCAAUCGUUUCCAGCCUACAAAGGAACUGUCGCUAAGCGUGAGAUUGCAGCCAUGUUGGCUCAGUUCUCUCAUGAAUCUGGAAGUUUUUGCUACAAAGAAGAAAUAGCUAGAGGAAGGUACUGCUCACCGAGCAAAACGUAUCCAUGUCAACCGGGCAAGAACUACUACGGUCGUGGUCCCAUCCAAAUCACAUGGAAUUACAACUAUGGUGCAGCCGGAAAGUUCCUUGGACUUCCUCUCUUGAAGGAUCCAGAUAUGGUGGCUCGUAGCCCAACCGUGGCUUUCAAGUGUGCCAUGUGGUUCUGGAACUUGAAUGUGCGUCCGGUUUUGAGCAGAGGUUUCGGAGCCACAACGAGGAGGAUCAACGGUGGUGAAUGCGACGGUGGGCGUCCAGCCGCAGUGCAGAGCAGGGUUAACCAUUACUUGGAUUUCUGCAAGAAGCUUGGGGUCACUCCUGGAACCAACCUCAAGUGUUGAUCUACUCAAUGUGGUUUUUAAGUGUGUGUGUGUGUGUGUUUUAAAGAUUUCAUGUGUCGAAUAAUAAAGAAAAUAAGAGACUACUGGUCAUACACUAUAUGAUGUGUCUUAAGGUAACUAAUAUUGUGUUGUUUGUACAAGUCAUUAUCCAAUAAACAUAUUUCCUUUUUACACA